Impatiens glandulifera is the source of this 961-nucleotide messenger RNA. Its product is annotated as protein RESISTANCE TO PHYTOPHTHORA 1, chloroplastic. The transcript is spliced from 4 exons. The coding region runs from base 103 to 774 and encodes 223 amino acids. Gene Ontology annotation, biological process: defense response. The record is from RefSeq and is a predicted model, not a curated record. NCBI's taxonomy places the organism in Eukaryota, Viridiplantae, Streptophyta, Magnoliopsida, Ericales, Balsaminaceae. Gene Ontology annotation, cellular component: chloroplast.
AUCCGCCUCUGCCAGCCUGAUCGGCAGUUACCGCUCUUUCUCUCUCUCUCUCUCUUCUCUCCGAUGAAGUUCGAAGCGAGAUAGCGUAAAGGAAGAGUAACUAUGAGUUCCUUAGUUUUACGGCCUUUCGGCAGUUUUCAGUUCUUGAAGCAUUCCUCAAGCUCUGUUUCGCAAGUUCGUUUCAGCCGAUUCAAAGUUUAUGCGAAUUCAAACGAUAUAGUAGAUGCGAAAACGACGGUUGGAGGAGGUGAAAGCGGUCUGGAAACAUCAAACUCAGUGAUUUCUGUUGAAGAUGAUAACAAGUAUGACAAAUCGUCUACGAAUGCAUCUACAGCUCCUGUUUCAAUUGAGAAAGAUCUUAAGAAGGUUGUUCAAAAGACAGCUGCAACUUUUGCACCAAGAGCUUCUACUGCCACCAAGAACCCUGCUGUACCUGGUUCAGUAUUGUACACUGUGUUUGAGGUUCAAGCCUAUGUCUCAAUGUUAAUUGGAGGAGCUCUAUCAUUCAAUCUCGUAUUUCCUUCAAACGAACCAGAUAUAUGGAGAUUAAUGGGAAUGUGGUCAAUUUGGAUGUUCACUGUCCCUUCUCUUCGUGCUAGAGAUUGUUCGAAAAAUGAGAAAGAAGCUCUGAAUUAUCUCUUUCUCCUCAUCCCAUUGAUGAAUGUUAUAAUUCCUUUCUUCUGGAAGUCCUUUGCAGCCGUAUGGUCUGCAGAUACAGUUGCAUUUCUUGGCAUGUAUGCUUGGAAGAUGGGUUGGCUACAGAGAAAAGAAUAGAGAUUGAGUUAUGAACAAUUGAUCAAUUUAUGUGGAAGGAAGGUAAUAUAGAAACUCAUCUUCUUCCUGAAUACUAAGCUUGAUACUAAGCUUGUUUACAUCUCCUCUCCUGUAAGUAAAGUAAAUCAGAAACCUUUGAUAGAUAUUCAUUAGAUUCUGCUGGAAGAGAUAAAUACUAUUAUCAUAA